CCAAAAAAUAAAGCCAAAACUUUCCUUGCUUCACCAAUAAUUAACCCCUACUGUUAUAAAGUUAAUCAUAGGAAAUGGCUUGUCCAAGGGUCUCCAUUUUGACUAUUUGCUUAUUACUUUUUGUUGUAGGAUUUGCCUCGCAACCUUGUGAAGCUAGAAAGGUUUUAAUGCCUUACAAUGCAAGCAAGGGAUUGUUUCUUAGUGCCUUACCAAAGGGUAAUGUGCCACCUUCGGGUCCAAGCGACAAGGGUCACACUUUUCAGCCGGAGGAUUAUUUGGACAAGCAUAUGGUUCCGGAGAUUCACCGCCAACUAGGAUCAGUCCCUAGCCCCGGCGUUGGUCAUUAGGCACAUUGAUUACCGACUUUAUAUAUUUAUUGUAGCUUUCAUUUCAUGAUAUUAUCAUAUAUCAUACCUUACGGCGUCUUA
Molecule: messenger RNA, 428 nt
Organism: Brassica oleracea var. oleracea
Lineage: Eukaryota; Viridiplantae; Streptophyta; Magnoliopsida; Brassicales; Brassicaceae
Exons: 1
Coding region: 75-347 (90 amino acids)
Biological process (GO): cellular response to nitrogen starvation; response to osmotic stress
Source: RefSeq, a predicted model, not a curated record